Drosophila busckii is the source of this 2879-nucleotide messenger RNA. It is a transcript of the gene PAN3, whose product is annotated as PAN2-PAN3 deadenylation complex subunit PAN3. The coding region runs from base 188 to 2578 and encodes 796 amino acids. Gene Ontology annotation, cellular component: P-body; PAN complex. The record is from RefSeq and is a predicted model, not a curated record. Gene Ontology annotation, biological process: nuclear-transcribed mRNA poly(A) tail shortening; mRNA processing. The transcript is spliced from 13 exons. NCBI's taxonomy places the organism in Eukaryota, Metazoa, Arthropoda, Insecta, Diptera, Drosophilidae. Gene Ontology annotation, molecular function: poly(A) binding.
GCAAAGAAAAAUCAAACAUUUGAAAAUAAACACAAUAAAAGCAGAAGGAGGACCAAUAUAAACAACAACAGCGACAGAACGCGCGGUUCAACAGAGAAAGGAAACUUCGAUUGUGAGCGUGAGACAAACAGAGAGAAAGAGAGAGAGAGAGAGAGAGAGAACUUAGAACGAAGGUGAAAAACGAAACAUGUCAACGUUCUUGAACAAUUUCUUCCCGGCAGAUACGGCUGCUAUGGAUCCAAUCUUCUUCUCGCCGUCAAAUGGAAUACCGUCUGAGAGUAAACUCGCCACUUAUAUGAAUCGACAAAAUGUCAGCGCACCGACAGCAGCGGGCUAUGGGCUAAAUAAUGGUAAUAGUAACGGUAAUGGUACUGGUAACGGGUUCUCACUACUUAACUUGGACUCGCCCCUAGCAGUUAAUAAAAAGCCUCAGGUAACGCCGCAGUCACCCGAAUUCAUUCCAACGCGCAUCAACUCGUCUCCCAACUUCUAUACACCAUAUCACAUGAGUAAUGGCCUAAACGGUGUCAAUGGGUUAACAUCCGCAGCAGCAGCAGCCGCCGCCGCCGCAGCUGCAGCAGCAGCACCAACAGCAGCCACUGGAGCAGUUGCAGCUGUUACCUCCUCCGUUAGCAUUAGCAAAUCCGUAAACGGCAGCAGCUCCUCAAUGCUUUCCAUGCAAAAAACUUCUGCUGUUGCCACUGUCACUUUAGCACAACAACAACAGCAGCAACAACAGCAACAGAAACAGCAGCAACAGGUGAAUGUUGCAGGCACAUCUGCAACGGCACCAAUUGCAAUUAGCGGCGGCGGCAGCGCACCACCGAAUCCAGCUGCGGCACCAUUCGUCAGCAGCAUGUCCGCGCAGACGCCGCUCAAGACGCGCAACGCGAUGCUGCGUCAGGACUCGCCCACGUCAGCGCUCAUAGGUGGCGAUAAGUCGCCCCCGCAUGGCAUGACACCGCACGGCGCAUCGCCCAUACCCACCACAUUGCCAGCGAGCGUACAUCAGGAAAAUGUAGGCGGCACCAUUUACUUCUAUCCCACUGCCAAUGCACAAAACAGCCAGCCAGUGGUCAAUUCCGUUGUUGUGGAUGCCGCGCAUCCGGCACAUCAUGGUGUGGUGAAUGCGGUGGCGCCACUCAGCGCCGUGCCGUCGCAGCUGCUGUAUACGGGUCAUGUCUAUCCGGGGCCGGCGUCCAAUGUAAUCACCAUGCAGCCGAAGACUCAUCUCGAGUCGGCCUUCUUCAUGCCCGAUGAGAUGCGUGCCGAUAUACUGGCGCGCAACGAGAUCUCCAAUCUGAUUAUGGACCCAGCCGAGGCGGCUCAGCACGCACUGCCGCUCGAAGUGGACAACUACCAUGCGCUCUAUCCGCUAGAGCCGCCGGCCCAACCGCUGCACACCAAGCUGACCCUACCAGCGAGCACGUACCGAGCCACACACAACAGCACUGGCUUCAAGUACUGCCUGCGAAGAUUACACGGCUUUCGCUUACAGUCUACGAAAUGCAUGACGCUCGUCGAGAUGUGGAAGAAACUGCAGCAUACGAAUGUGGUGCAACUGCGUGAGGUGUUUACGACAAAAGCUUUUGGUGAUAACUCCUUAGUAUUAGUGUACGAUUACUAUCCCGGCUCACAGACAUUGCUGGCCAAAUACUUUACGCCAACGCCCGAGACCAACGGCUACACAGAUCCAUUCCAAGGCGAGGCACGCCCCUUCAGUCAUAAGAGCAACAUGCAGCGCACAAAUAACGGACCAUUGCUGGCAGAAUCAACUAUCUGGUCGAUCAUCAUGCAACUGACCGCAGGCCUUAGAGCUAUACACCAGGCGGGCUUAGCCUGCAAAGUACUCGAUCCCACUAAGAUCAUCGUGACUGGCAAACGUGUGCGCUUCAGUUCCUGCUGCGUCUCGGACAUAACGCAAUUUGAUCCCAAUGCAGCCAAUCCCUUGGCACUGGUCAACAUGCACCAACAGGACGAUCUGACCGCCUUGGGUCGCUUAGUAUUAGCGCUCGCCUGUCGUUGCCUGCAGUCCGUGCAGCGCGAUAAUGUGCAGUCUAGCAUUGAUAUGGUUACACGAAACUAUUCCACCGAUUUGCGCAAUUUCAUUGUUUACCUCUUUAGCACGAAUAACCGCCGCUCAGUAACAGAUUUAAUGCCCAUGAUUGGUGCACGCUUCUACACACAAUUGGAUUCGCUGCAAGCGCAGGUGGAUAUGCAGGAAGAUGAACUGGCCAAGGAGAUGGAGAAUGGACGUCUCUAUCGCAUUUUGGUUAAACUCAACAGCAUCAACGAGCGACCUGACUUUAAUUUGGACUGCACUUGGUCGGAGACUGGUGAUAGAUAUAUGCUGAAAUUAUUCCGUGAUUAUUUGUUUCAUUCCGUCACUGAGGAUGGCCGACCCUGGCUGGAUCACGCACACAUUGUACAAUGCCUCAACAAGCUGGACGCUGGUUCUAUUGAACGCGUGCAACUCAUGUCUCGCGACGAGCAGUCGGUACUAAUUGUCUCCUAUGCUGAACUCAAGAAUUGUCUGGAGAACGCGUUCUCCGAACUGAUUUCAAGUGCGGCCAACUGAGCAAACUCAAUAAUAAUUAAACAACAACAAAAACAAUAAUAAACACGCGCAGCUCAUUUGACCACGCCCCCCACAUGUUACGACCACAAGCGAUUACGAUUAUGACGGUCUAAUUAAUAAGAAAAACAUUCAUUAUAUAACUAAGACAUUUUGGCGCAUGCCGAGUAAAACUUAAAAGCAGCAUAUUUAAUAAACAAAAACAUAAUUUAAUAUAAUUAAAAGUAAACUACAAAUAUGCAGAUUUAUAUUGUUAGGCCCAGCAAGAGCAUAAAGAUUAAAAUGCCAUUGCGGUUUAUAGAAC